This is a messenger RNA of Xiphophorus hellerii (green swordtail), 5272 nucleotides long. RefSeq names its product glutamate receptor ionotropic, NMDA 2B-like. The coding region runs from base 775 to 3396 and encodes 873 amino acids. NCBI's taxonomy places the organism in Eukaryota, Metazoa, Chordata, Actinopteri, Cyprinodontiformes, Poeciliidae. The record is from RefSeq and is a predicted model, not a curated record. The transcript has 2 exons.
UUAUAAAAUGGAUGUCAACAAAAACACUUUGCUGCAUAGAGAUGAUGACUCAAGUCAUGCACAAAUUGCAAAAAAUAGACCUUACUUAGUCUUGGGCUUGAAGGCCUAUAGACUUAGUUCAGAGUCAAUACCUCAUAAGCAAUCUUUCUUAUGUAAUUAGCAGCGAAAGUAAGUUAAAAGGUAGAUUGUGUGAAUGAGUGCUUAAUGUUGUAUGUGCCCAUUCAGAAUUUUAAUGGGGUAAAAAAGUAUUACCUUAUUCAUUUUCAAAAUGAUUCACAAACAUUUUUACAUAUUUAAUUGAAUCUGAAGCAAAAGAUGACAAUCUUAAAGGUUCGUUUGUGAAAAUAAGCUGAAGGAUAAUGAUGUAUAUCAUAGCUUGUAACAUGUCUUUCAGAUUCUAUCACUUCGGUUUGGGAGAAUAACUUGAACCCAAGAGAAAAAGACUUUACCCUAGACAUCAAUCUGGGCAUAAAGAUCAGACCUUGUAAAGAUCUCUGUUACUGAGACCAAAAUCACAGCAGAUUUUGGUCUCAGUAACCAAAAUCUUCUGGUUACACUUGACAAAAAUGUUCAAGCCUUUUCAAAGUGAUUGUUAAUGGUAACGAUCCUCUGGGCAAUCAGUAAUAGCAAUUCAAAAUGACAUUUGUUCCAUGUAUGUAAGUGUGCACUGUGCAGUUCUUUCUUCCUUUUACUUAAUUAAGAGACAAACUGAAUAAAGUUUGUCGAUCACAUGAUCCCUAUGAUGAUUCCUUUGUGACCAUAUUUCCAGGUGAUAUGGAGGAGUUCGAGGCCCUGUGGCUGACAGGAAUCUGUCACAACGAGAAGAACGAGGUGAUGAGCAGCCAGCUGGACGUAGACAACAUGGCAGGGGUCUUCUACAUGCUCGGGGCUGCCAUGGUUCUGUCACUGAUCACCUUCAUCUGUGAACAUUUGUUCUACUGGCAGCUGCGUUUCUGCUUCAUGGGCGUGUGCUCGGGGAAGCCCGGGGUCACGUUCUCCAUCAGCAGAGGUAUCUACAGCUGCAUCCAUGGGGUACAUAUCGAGGAAAACAAGUCAACCAUUGACUCACCAUCUUCUACCAUAAAGAAGAACAUGAACAACACCCACUCCAACAUCCUACGGUUACUUCGAACUGCUAAGGACAUGACUGCAGUCCCAGGCGUUAAUGGCUCUCCACAUGCAGCCCUAGAGUAUAGCCACAGUAGCCGUGAAGCGGCCAUCUAUGAUAUCCAGAAGCACCGGCAUAGCCUGGUGGGUCACCCUGCAGAUUGUAAGUCUGCUCCGCCCUAUCUUCCAGAGGAUCCCAUGUUCAGUGAUUAUAUCAGCGAGGUGGAGAGGACUUUUGGCAACAUGCCCCUGAAGGACAGCAACCUCUACCAGGACCAUUACCGGCACCACCACCCGGCCUCGGCUCUGGGUAUGUCCGGCCCCCCACCCAAUAGGCCGCGUAGCUUAGGCAGCGCUAGCUCAUUGGAAGGUGGCAUGUUCGAUGCUGACAGUUUGGGGGGAGGGGUAGCACCCAUUUUCACCACCCAGCCCCGCCCCUCAAUGACUCACAGGAAUACAAGUAAAUUUGACCUGAUUGCAGGCCACGCCGCUGCAGAUACCAAUCAGGGUGGGUUCAAAGGAAGCAAUGUUUACGGGAGGUUUUCUUUCAAAGGAGGAGCAUCCAGCACUGGGCUCAUCGGGGGACACGACAGGUACUGUGGUGGGGGAGGGGGAGGCUCAGGGGGUGACGAUGGGAAUAUUCGCUCUGAUGUGUCGGACAUCUCCACGCACACUGUUACCUAUGGAAACCUGGAGGGCAGCACCAAGAGGCGUAAGCAGUACAGGGACAGCCUGAAAAAGAGGCCAGCCUCCGCGAAGGUCAGACGGGAGCAGGACGAGAUAGAGCUGAACGCCUUCAGGAAGAGACCCCACCACCACACCGUCCACCACCACUUCCCCCAUGGGCCUCUGGCACACCGCCCGGUCUCACCUCCCCUGGAGCGGAAGAGGGGAGGAGGAACGGGUAAUUCUUCACCUUACAUAUUCCGCAAAGACAAAGACAACCUGAGGGAUUUCUAUGCGGACCAGUUCCGCUCCAAGGAGGGCAAGGCCAAGUGGGAGCAAGAGGGUGGAAGUGGAGGAAGCGGUGCAGGCGGUGGUAGUGGUGGUGGUAUCUGUAAAAGCUUAGUGCCUGUGGAAGACUUCCUCAAAGGUAAAGGGAAGAAAACAGAGUGCAAAGGUGGCAUUGGUGGAAUGUCAGCAGGGCAACAGGCUCAUACUUGCUGGGAGAAAGGAGUUUCUGGCCUUGGAGGGGGAGGAAUAGCAGGGGGUGACUGGGAGUGUCGUAACUGCCACACUGUUUGUCAUCACAGUGGAGGAGGAGGCAGCACGUGCUCAGCUAGUGGAGUUGGGGGGAGUGGCAGUCGCCCCAGCUCUGCUACGCUCUGCAAACGCUGUGACUCCUGCAAGAUACAGCCAAGCAACCUUUAUAACAUCAGUGAGGAUAACAACAUGAUUUUUAGUGGUGUGAAGAGCAGCAUAGGACCUAGUCAGACACCGACUCAGACACAGCGCAGGAAACUAGGGCCAGGUGGGAAGGUGUUACGGAGGCAGCACUCUUAUGAUACAUUUGUAGAUCUGCAGAGAGAGGGAGCUGGUCGCAUGGGUGGGGUUGGAGGCGGUAUUGGCGGGCAGUUUGUUCAGCCCCGAAGUGUGAGUUUGAAAGAAAAAGACCGUUACAUGGAGGGCCCCAGUCCCUAUGCACACAUGUUUGAGAGAUAUUCGGGUGAAAGGGAAUCUCCCAUGUUUGGAGGAAUAGGUGGGGAUAGAGCAGCAGGAGGGUCCUCCUUCAGUUUGUACCGUGGAGGAGAAGGUGGGUUGCAUCGACGUUCAGUGGGGGAGAGAGACCUGAGGGACAGAGACAGAAAUAUGAUGGGAGGAGGGGGCUGUGGUGGUGGUGGUGGUGGUGGUAACAGAGGGGCUGGGACUUACUCCUUGUCUAAAUCUCUUUACCCAGAUAAGGUGAACCAGAACCCCUUCAUCCCAACCUUCGGUGACGACCAGUGUCUAUUACACGGUGCCAAACCGUACUACAUCAAAAAGCCACAGACGCAGCAGCAGCAACUUCUCAACAACAGCCGAGGAGGAGGGGACUUCCGCGGCUCCAUGGGAGCGACUUCCUAUUUGCCCGCAUCUGCCACAGCUGGGGUGAUGUCCAAUGUGGCCACAAGGUACCCCAAAGAGCUGUGCCUGGGUGGGGUGGGAGGGCCCAUGGGGAACCACCACGGGGCCAACAAACUGCUGUCCGGAGGCAGGGACACGUUAGGUCUGGGACAGGGACAGAGACCCUUCAAUGGUGCCAAUGGACACGUUUAUGAAAAGCUCUCGAGCAUUGAGUCAGAUGUCUGAGACUGGUCAGAGGAAGAAAGGGAGAGAUAGAGAAGAUGAAGUGGGUGAAGAAAAGAGUGGAAAAGGACAAAAGCUAAUGACUUCUCUAUGUGAAGAGAAUGAGGGUACACAACAGUGUGUGUUGUUCUCGGUCUUCUAAAAGGAGAGGUUCUGGACAAAACACAGGGGCCUCUGCCACAUAAAGUUUGGCAAAGUUCAAAGUGAGAGAAGUUUUUAAUGAGACGAAAGGAUUCUGGUGCUGCUCCAACGCUUGAGCGAUCUGAAGGGAAGAGAAAGGAGGGUUGGAGGGAGUGGGAAAAGGUGAGAUCAAUUCUCCAGGCUCUGCUCUCCUCACAUCCUUAUGGUCUUUCCCUCCUUCCUGCAGUCUGUCCAAACAUUUUGUUUAGCAACUGAUAUACAAUCAUGAAUGAGAAAUCUACACUUCUGCCGAAGUAACAGGGUAAACUAACAAUAAUUGUAUUGAUGAUGUUAAUAAUAUUAUUGAAUAUUAUUCUAGUGUUUAAUGAUGAUGAUCAGUUUGUAUUGUUUUAUAUUAUUAUUACUAUUAUUAUUAUCAUUAUUUGAUUUAUUGAAAUAGUUCAUGUUAUAUAUUUGUAUGAUCUUAAUUCUUUCUUAGUUCGCCAACAUUACAGGAGGCUGGGCAACAAGUUCACUGAUAUUUGUUGGUUUUCUGUAUCUUCUUUCCUAUAAAUUCUUCAUGUUUUACUUUUUUAACUUUUCUUACUUUGACUGCAGUGAAUUGUAUGUAAGAGGCAUGAUAAGCUGAGAGCAUUAAAUGUACUUUUAAAUUUGUGAUAAUUUUUUUUUUCAACUGCAGAAUCAACAUCAUCAUACUGAUUUGCGGUUUUUGUUACUUGCUUCGCCAGUACCAAAAGGGUUUCUCAAUUUGCGCUGGAUGUGCCUUAAUGGGACUUACACUGAUUUUCUAUCCAUUUUCUUUUGAUAGGAAGAUCCUCUUGCAAUCAGUCAACUGAUUUGGGAGCAAAGAUACACGAGAAAAACAUUCAAUAUUAUAGUUUUAGUUUCAUCUGCUGCCAUUAAACUAAGCUUGCAAUGAACAAAUUGAAAGACACCAUGGGCAUUAGAUCAAGAGGAAAUAUAUUACAACAUUCCUUUAUUUUUAACACUUCAGUUAACAUAACUAUGGGAGACUUAUUUUAUUUAAAUAAUGUAUUGAACCCAAGCUCCUUAUACGAAAUGUUCAAGAAACUACCAAAGUCAAUAUAAUCUUUAUCGCUUAAACCACAGAGAUCUAGCAUUACUUACUGUUUUUAUACAUUACAAAAAAUAUUGUUACACAUUUAUUUUAAGUAAAAUCAGAAAUAAUACUUAGUUGCAAUGUAUCAGUGAAGUUGCAAUGACACAUUGCAACUUCAGAGUGCAUAAAGAUAACGAGGCUACUACAGCCACAUGCCAGUAUGGGAAUAAAGGCUGGAAAGAGUGAGAUAACAGUCCUUCUGGUUUUUUCUAAAGAUAGUAAAAUGACUUGUCCAGCACCUCUGAAGUUUACUAAUUAAUAUUGAAUAAGAUAGUUUUGUUUGCAAGUUUUAAAAAAAGAGCAAAAUAUUGCUGCCUAUACAUCAAGUAUAUAAGGAGUGAUCCAAAUGUUAGUUGUGUAAUGUUAGUUGUGUAACUGAAAAACACAUGAGCAAACAUUAUGAUUUGUCCUGUGCUGGGACAGGGGGACUCCAACACCAUUGACUCUUUAAGGAAAUGGCUGCUUUAUUAUUCCCCAAUUCUUGAAGAUAAUGGUAAAAAUAGACCAUAGCUGUUCUCUCAGUCGGUGUCUGCAAAGUGUUUACUUUUGCAGAUGAAACAAUCAAAAUGUUGUCAUUUUCUAGGCUUUAGUUUUUAUAAUGCUUUUACCUGCUGAUAC